AUGCUUCGACUUCCCUUCCAUACUUCCAUGGACAUACUCAGCAGCGGAACUACUCCACUCUCCACUCUCCGUCACCCUGAUCAGACCGCGGCCGAAGUCGCUGUCGAUACACUCUACAAUCGUGGCCCUCUUCGUUGCCAUGAUAUUGAUUAUUCAUUUGAUGAAUACAGCCCAAUGUUGGCAUCAAUCUCUUUCAAAGGUGCGAUUGAGAAAGUUCAAAACAUUUUGGCACAAGCGAUGAGUUUAAGGCGGCUGUAUCAGAUGCGAAGCAAGCAGUUUCGUUCAUGGAGAAACACACCGAUUACUACUCCGCAGCGCGUUAUGCUGAAGUUUCAAGAGCUUAUACCCCAAAAUAUGGACAAACUUGCUAUGAACAUUACGACCGAGCAAAGGAAGACCUUGAAGGAUGCGCAUGGUGAUAUCUUCUGUGGACUAGAGGUUGUGGAGCAUGCGUGUGGAAUGGCGACACUACAGAUGGGUGAAUAUGUGCCUAAUGUAUCGAAUGGAGUCAAUACGUAUAGUGUUAGGGAGCCAUUUUGUGUUUGUGCUGCCAUUUGUCCAUUCAACUUCCCAGUUAUGAGUCCUUUAUGGAUGUUUCCCGCUGCUGUGACAUGUGGUAAUACCUUCAUUCUAAAGCCAUCAGAGAAGGAUCCUGUACUUGCUUUCACCAGUGCUUCUGUAAUGCUUGCUGAGUUGGCAAUGGAAGCUGGAUUACCUGAUGGAGUUCUCAGUAUCGUUCACGGCAACAAUGAUACUGUCAAUGCUAUCUGUGAUCACGAGGAUGUAAGGGCUGUUUCUUUUGUUGGCUCUAACACUUUCAGUGAUUCUUUAGGCUUUUGUGUGAAGCUGGGUGUUCAGAAGAAAGCUUUAGUGGAUCAUAGUAGUUUCUUUGCUAAGAAACUCGCUGCGAAAGACUCGGUUUUCGCUUGUCUUGAGAUUGAGAGCUGUGAAGACGCAGAGAUAUACGUUGAGACUAUUGGUCUUAUGUAUUAUAAAGAAAUGAAUCAACGUCUCAUGAAACAGAACGUAAGCAGAGUCCUUCGUGUCCUCAAGAGGUUCUUGGUUUCAGUUCAUGUAUUCAAUCUUAUUUGGAUUACUUAG
Molecule: messenger RNA, 1101 nt
Organism: Microthlaspi erraticum
Lineage: Eukaryota; Viridiplantae; Streptophyta; Magnoliopsida; Brassicales; Brassicaceae
Source: the annotation of a GenBank genome assembly